This is a messenger RNA of Oncorhynchus tshawytscha (Chinook salmon), 822 nucleotides long. RefSeq names its product extensin-like. The record is from RefSeq and is a predicted model, not a curated record. The coding region runs from base 1 to 822 and encodes 273 amino acids. NCBI's taxonomy places the organism in Eukaryota, Metazoa, Chordata, Actinopteri, Salmoniformes, Salmonidae. The transcript has 2 exons.
AUGAGUUACUGUGAGGAGGAGGAGGAGGAGGAAGAGGAGGCAAAAAAGAUCCAGCUACCCCCUCCACCCCAUCACCCCACAGAAAGAUCCAGCCACCCCCUCCACCCUAUCACCCUACAGAAAGAUCCAGCUACCCCCUCCACCCCAUCACCCCACAGAAAGAUCCAGCCACCCCCUCCACCCUAUCACCCUACAGAAAGAUCCAGCCACCCCCCUCCACCCUCUAUCACCCUACAGAAAGAUCCAGCUAUCACCCCCUCCACCCUCUAUCACCCUACAGAAAGAUCCAGCUACCCCCUCCACCCCAUCACCCCACAGAAAGAUCCAGCCACCCCCUCCACCCUAUCACCCUACAGAAAGAUCCAGCUACCUCCACCCCUCCACCCCAUCACCCCACAGAAAGAUCCAGCCACCCCCUCCACCCUAUCACCCUACAGAAAGAUCCAGCUACCCCCUCCACCCUCUAUCACCCUACAGAAAGAUCCAGCUACCCCCUUCCACCCCCCUCUAUCACCCUACAGAAAGAUCCAGCUACCUCCCCUCCACCCCCCCUCCACCCUCUAUCACCCUAGAGAAAGAUCCAGCUACCCCCCUCCACCCUCUAUCACCCUACAGAAAGAUCCAGCUACCCCCUCCACCCUCUAUCACCCUACAGAAAGAUCCAGUUACCCCCUCCACCCCCCCUCCACCCCAUCACCCUACAAAAAGAUCCAGCUACCCCCCCACCCUCUAUCACCCUACAGAAAGAUCCAGCUACCCCCUCCACCCUCUAUCACCCUACAGAAAGAUCCAGCUACCCCCCUCCACCCUCUAUCACCUUAG